Acromyrmex echinatior (Panamanian leafcutter ant) is the source of this 773-nucleotide messenger RNA. RefSeq lists its product as uncharacterized. Lineage: Eukaryota; Metazoa; Arthropoda; Insecta; Hymenoptera; Formicidae. The record is from RefSeq and is a predicted model, not a curated record.
AGAAGAAAGCAUGAGAAAGAAUGAGAAGGCAUGAAAAGACAUUUGUGUUGAGACAAGGCGUGUGUCCUUUUUUUUAUCUAUUUUUUAUCUAUUUUAUCUCUAUACCUCUACGUGGACAUGUCAUAAACAAAAAAAAGUUGAAACUACAAAUUUCAAUUUUCUAAGUUAUCAAAGAACCACUAAAAGCGCUGAAGGCACUGAACGUGGAACCUUCGGUUUUAUCUCUAUCUCUAUACAUACACUACUCGGCAUGCGUUUCUCAGUGUGCGCACGCGCGAUGACGUACUGGCGGAGGAAUUCCGUGCAGCAUAGCGUGAUGCUCCCCGAAGCGCAACCGCGGCGACCGCAGCGACAUGCAUCGCGAAACGGUUCGCGAGAGAAGCAAGCAAGUAGCACGACGACAUUCCAAUUAGAGAAGCUCGUUUCCCGUUCGAAUCUCAAUCGCACGUGCGCCGGCUCCGCUCAGUUUCUGCGAUCACGCAGGUCUCUAGGGUUCCGCGGGACCAAUUCCAUGGAGGAAAAGAAAAGAAAGCUUAUAUAUGGAAAGGGUAAGUGCAUAUAGCAAGAGAUUGGGAUCCGGCCUAGCUUCCACCAUCGACCCAAGUCCCCCGCUGAGAAGAACCAAGACUGACCAGACUUACCUGGCGACGAUUUUUAUUACUCGCUGUCUGUUAUAAGUCUCAUCAUCCGCCUCCAUGCAAACUUUUUAUGAGUUCUGUACAGAGGAUUAUUGCUAUGAUUUUGUAUAAUAUUAAUUCUAACUUUGUUUUUUA